AUGGCUGCUCCCGGUACUGUUGUCUUUGUCCCUUGGACUAUUCCGUUCAAUCCCGUCAGCCCCGAUGGACGCGUCAUUGCGCAGAAGGAUGCGAUCAAGCUGGUGGAAGAUAGGAUCGCGUUCGCCUUACGUCUUGAGCAAAGCAAGACGGAGGCAGAGCGGUUCCUCAGCGCCCUCGAAGCGGCCGGCAAGCUACGCAUCCCGAAGGAGAACGCAUUCUGGAUCUCACUCUGUGAAUCAUACCGGUGGCAAUUCUUUGAGCACCAGCACAGGUGCCAGAGGUUGACAGAGUACAUUGUGCACCUCCAUUCCAACUACGCCAGGUGUCGCCUCUCGGGUUCCCUGCCCUUCACCCCUCCGCCCAUGCCGGAGGAAAUUUCCCUGUACGUUGAAUAUAUGAGGAGGGUGGGCGGUGUUGGAUACUAG
Trametes versicolor FP-101664 SS1 is the source of this 426-nucleotide messenger RNA. RefSeq lists its product as uncharacterized. The coding region runs from base 1 to 426 and encodes 141 amino acids. NCBI's taxonomy places the organism in Eukaryota, Fungi, Basidiomycota, Agaricomycetes, Polyporales, Polyporaceae. The transcript has 3 exons. The record is from RefSeq and is a predicted model, not a curated record.